AUGCGUAUUAUAUUACACUUUACUUUUCUAUUUAUUUUCAUAACCUUUCUUCUGGGAUCUUGGAGUAGUGCGAGUGCUAAAAAAAUAAAUAUCAAUGCUGAAAACUUGUCACGUCGGUAUAAUGAUGGCUCAAUAAGUAGUGAUAGUUCAGUAAAGAGGCGCCUAAAUCGCAUUCAAGUAAGAGCAGUUACUCAAAAAAAUUCAAAUACUAUUACCGCAACAGCCACAACGCCCGCAAUAACACCAAAAGGGCAAGUGAGUAAUCAAAGUAAUCCUAUUAAAAACAAUGCUUCGGGUGGUAAACUGAUGAACGAUAAAGCACCUGGUCAAGGUCAAGAUGUGAAUGCUACACAACCGGUUAUUACUGACAUGUCACCAGCCGUUAUCGGCACGGUUUGUGCUGUUUGUGCUGUAUGUCUUUUAGUUGCUGGAGUUUUCACGGUCGUAAACAGGCGGAAGCGUCAGGAACUUACUGAUAGCAUUGUUGCUACAUCAGCUGUUGCAUGGGAACAAGAUGUUGUUGAAGAAUUGAAAGAAGAAGAAACGCUACAGCCUAUAGGUUCAUACACUGUCAUUGACACGUAUGUGCCAACAUUGCCUGAUGAAUUGGAUAUACAACUUGGUGAUAAAGUUACAAUCCUAAUGAUAUAUGAUGACGGCUGGGUACAAGGUAUUAACGAGACUCGAGGCGGUAACAAAGGUGUAUUCCCACAGCAUUGUGUGAAUAUGAACAUUUCCUUUAACAAUAAACGUUCGAGUUCGAUGGGUGGAUAUACAAUUGUGGACCUGAACUAA
Messenger RNA from Cetraspora pellucida, 795 nucleotides. The record is from the annotation of a GenBank genome assembly. Lineage: Eukaryota; Fungi; Glomeromycota; Glomeromycetes; Diversisporales; Gigasporaceae.